AUGGUUCGUCCUCGCGUGUUCUUCGACAUUUCUAUCGACAAUCAGCCUGCGGGAAGGAUCAUAUUCGAAUUGUUCAACGACACUGCACCCAAGACCAGCGAAAACUUUCGUGCACUAUGCACCGGCGAGAAGGGACUGGCUCUGCUCUCUGAGCGCCCACUGUACUACAAGAACAGCAUCAUACACCGUUCGAUUCCAGGGUUCAUGAUUCAGGGCGGAGACUUCACGAAACGUAACGGCACGGGCGGCGAAUCUAUCUACGGAGGCCCCUUCCCCGACGAGGACCUAUCAAGACCUCUUGAUUCUGAAGGCCUUCUGUGUAUGGCCAACAAAGGCCCGAACACCAACAACUCGCAGUUCUUCGUCACGCUCAAAGAUACGCCGCACUUGAACGGCAAACACGUAGUUUUCGGCCGUGUCAUCCGUGGGUACGAGAUCGUCGAGCGUAUUGUGCAGGUACCCACGGAUGAGAAGGACCGACCUCGCGCACCUGUCGUCAUCUCCAACUGUGGUGAACUUAUGCUGCGUGCACCAGCUCAGCCUAAAAAGCCAGAACCCCAAUCCGCGUCCGAGAGCGCGGGAGAGUCUGACACGGACGAGGCACGCCAACACCGCAAGAAGCGGCGUCAUCGUUCAUUAACUCCCGACCGCUCACGGUCGCGCUCCCGCAUACCUCUCUCUGGCUCACGCUCCCCUUCCGUCGACUCUGCCGGCCAGGAACGCAAGCGGCACAAAUCCCACAAGAAGAGCAAGAAGGAGAAGAAAGAGAAGAAGCACAAGAGCAAGAAAGACAAGAAGGCGCGCCCCGAGGCAACCUCGCCCUCGCGCGGCCGUUCGCAUUCCCCGUCCCAUCCUGCCGAGCCCGUAAGCGAAACUGAGUCGCAAUACGAUGCACGUUUGGAGCGCGAGGAGAACGAGCGUAUCGAGGCGGCGAAGAAGCGAGAGCUCGAACGUAUCGCGCGUCGGCUCAAGGAGGAAGAGGAGCACCGUGCCAAGGACAGCGGCGGGGUGCGGUUCAAGGGUCGCGGUAGGAUGAAGUACCUGGACCCCGAGCUGCAGCGUGACGUCGACGAGAGUUGA
Messenger RNA from Trametes versicolor FP-101664 SS1, 1080 nucleotides. RefSeq lists its product as uncharacterized. Lineage: Eukaryota; Fungi; Basidiomycota; Agaricomycetes; Polyporales; Polyporaceae. The transcript has 7 exons. The record is from RefSeq and is a predicted model, not a curated record. The coding region runs from base 1 to 1080 and encodes 359 amino acids. Gene Ontology annotation, molecular function: peptidyl-prolyl cis-trans isomerase activity. Gene Ontology annotation, cellular component: intracellular membrane-bounded organelle. Gene Ontology annotation, biological process: protein peptidyl-prolyl isomerization.